AUGAGCCGGAAAAACAUCGUGUUUAAGAAAAUCUCCCGCGAUAAGUCGCUGGGCGUCUACCUGGCCAAGAGAGACUUUGUGGAUCACUGCGACCACGUCGAUCCAGUCGAUGGAGUCGUUGUGAUCGACCCGGUGCAGCUCAAAGGAAAGAAAGUGUACGUGAUGCUGUCGUGCACAUUUCGGUACGGCCGUCAGGACAUGGAAGUGAUGGGCGUGGCCUUCAGGAGGGAUCUGUUCGUGGUGACCCGGCAGGUUUACCCCGAGCUGCAGGACAAAGCGAAGCUGACUCACACUAAGACCCAGGAGAGACUGCUGAGAAAGCUGGGAGACAACGCCUUCCCCUUCUUCUUUGAGUUUCCAGACAACCUGCCGUGUUCGGUGGCUCUGCAGCCCGGACCGAACGAUGUGGGGAAAAAAUGUGCGGUGGAGUUUGAGGUGAAGGCGUUCUGCGCUGAGAAUCAGAGCGAGAAGAUCGAAAAACAGAGCUCAGUCCGUCUCUCCAUCCGUAAGAUCCAGUUCAGUGCAGAGAGCAGUCAGGUGGUUCCAGUAGCAGAAACCACCUUUGAGUUCCUGAUGUCUGAGAAACCUCUGCAAGUCAAACUGAGUCUGCCCAAAGAGACGUUUUAUCACGGUGAGCCGAUCAAAACUAACGUUGAGAUCACAAACUCAUCCAGCAGGAACAUCAAGGACAUCAGCGUGUCAGUUGAACAGGUUACCAACAUUGUUCUGUACUCCAAUGACAAAUACGUCAAAUCAGUGGCUAAAGAGGAAACUAAGGAUGCGGUUCCCACUGGAACCAGUCUGAAGAAGGAGUAUACCCUGUACCCUCUGCUGGAUCACAACAAGGACAGGAGAGGACUCGCUCUGGAUGGACGACUCAAACAUGAAGAUACCAACCUGGCUUCAUCCAGCGUUGUGAAGGAGGACGUGCUGAAGGAGGUUCAGGGGAUUCUGGUCUUCUAUAAGAUCGUUCUGAGGAUGAUGGCAUCUGGGACGGUUGGAUCCAGUGAGGUCUCUCUGGAGCUGCCCUUCAAACUGAUGCAUCCUAAACCUGAACCAGCCAAGGAGGGCGAAUCAGACGACAUGGUGUUUGAGGAGUUUAAACGAGUCUACCUGAAGGGGGUGGUUGGAGACGAUGACGAGUCUCCCACUGAGGCUUAA
This is a messenger RNA of Scomber japonicus (chub mackerel), 1161 nucleotides long. RefSeq names its product S-arrestin-like. Bases 1 to 1161 code for a protein of 386 amino acids. Gene Ontology annotation, cellular component: photoreceptor inner segment; photoreceptor outer segment. The record is from RefSeq and is a predicted model, not a curated record. Gene Ontology annotation, molecular function: G protein-coupled receptor binding. Lineage: Eukaryota; Metazoa; Chordata; Actinopteri; Scombriformes; Scombridae. Gene Ontology annotation, biological process: signal transduction; G protein-coupled receptor internalization. The transcript is spliced from 15 exons.